Messenger RNA from Myxocyprinus asiaticus (Chinese sucker), 2990 nucleotides. RefSeq names its product NAD(P)H dehydrogenase [quinone] 1-like. Gene Ontology annotation, molecular function: NAD(P)H dehydrogenase (quinone) activity. The record is from RefSeq and is a predicted model, not a curated record. Gene Ontology annotation, cellular component: cytosol. Lineage: Eukaryota; Metazoa; Chordata; Actinopteri; Cypriniformes; Catostomidae.
CAACUCGUGACUCCGGGUGUGGUAGUCAGCAUCUUUACUUAAUGAGCUACUUUAAAGAAGAAAAAAAUGCUUUUACACCUAAAACAUUUUUUUUUUAAAUAGUUUUGCAGGUUUAACCUCUUUGCUGUGAUUAUUACAACUUUCUAUAAAUCAUAUUUAUUAUACUGUACACUCAUGACAGUAAACCGAGUGUUGUGUUGAUAAUAAACAAGUUAUUCUCAGAAUCAAACACAGUCUUCUGUUAAAGGUGCACUCAGUAAUUCUAAUCCCAGUGGUGAAUUCUCAGGCGGUUCUCAAUUCUCAAUUAAUCUACAAACAAAUAGAGAAAAACGAAAAGUUGAUCCAGUCAGAAUUUAUUCCUUGAUGCUUACAAGCAAAGUAUGACAACUGUUUCACAAAUCGCAUGCCCAACUCCGAAGCAGCGCGUGAUUCUGAGCUCCACCCUGUCAGGCCUUCAGAAUUUCCACAGAAUCCCUCAACAGUGCAAAUGAAUGGGCAACUAAAGUCAGAUUGUCAGAUUCAUCAGCCAAUCAGAUUGAUUUAUUUGUUCUUGGAUAAUUUCCAAGAGGGAAAUUCAUUAGAAGAGCGACGGCAAAUCUGGCUGACGCAAACUUUCUAAACUCCAAAGAGGCCAAAUGGCUGAAAAACAGACCAAGAGAAAAAGGUCAGACGAAUAUUAACUAAAAAAGAAGAAUUACGAUAAGUCGAGGGCUAGGAACCGCGUCAACAUCGGCGAGGCUUUUCAGCAGUGGAAAGACCUCCGAUAGGUAAAAGGCUUUAAGACGGAUGCAGAAGUUGCUCUUUUUCUUCUCGAUAGGUAGGUAACAUAAAUGUUGCUAUGUUUCACAGAACCCAAAUAUGCUGUUGUUGUGAUGUUAGAUUUAGUAGCAGGAGAGUUGUGAGUGUCUGAGCUGGUGUGUGUAAAACUGUCUCGUCUUCUCUGCAAGUUAUCUUAUCAGUAGCAACUUACUGAAUUCGGGGGGCAGAGCUUCCAAAGGAGCACUGAAGGGAGGGGUGUGUUUGUUUUGGCAGUUGAGCACAAUUAUCAACAGUGUUUCUCAGAAAUCACUGAGUGCACCUUUAAGUCUCUUAGUGAAAACACAUUGUGGGGUAGUCAACCAUUUUUAUCACCUACAAGAGGUGUCUGGGGCAAGUAGUAGAAAUGAGGUGUACUGUUUGAUUAUGGAUUGACUGUAAUUUGUUGCUAAGCCAUAGAAAAAAUCCCAUAUACUUUCACAGUACAUUGAAGGAGGGACCUGAGCCAUAUCAAGGGAACCAGAAAAUCAUAGAGACUUUGGUCAGUAAGCAACCACUCUGAACACCCUAGCAACCUAAUAGCAACACAUUAACAACCUCUCAGAACACCUUAAAAAAAACAUAUACUAACACAUAAACAUCUUAGCAUGGUGGUGGUGAGUUUUGCACAGGCAAGCACCACUCACUAGUUUAUUAAGAUGCCCUUGUACAUUCAUUAGUACCCUCACACAUGCAUAAAAAGUUAGCCAAAGAAUAUUAGUGGCAGCACAUGAUAAUGGUUCGAAUGCUCAUUUUCUUGGUUUCAGUUGCAUUUGCGUUUGAGGUUCAAUUACUGAAUGUGUUACUGAGACAAUGACAAGCAAAGCCAUCAACAACUCUUAUAUCAUCUCUGGAUCUAUCUGGAUAAAAUGGAUACCUUGUAAGAACAGGACACCAAACCCACCUUUUCUUUGGACUUUCAUUUGACUCAUUCUAACAGGCUGGACACUCUAUAAUAAAAUGGUUAUACAAUACCUGAAUGACUUGAUUUCAAGAGCAGCUCAUUUAGAAAAGGGGAAGAACACACUUACUAGACAUAACUUACAACCUGGUGCACAAGUGAUACAUCCAGAUGGAAAAGGCACAGAAGACAGCGCUGAUUGUUUAUGCCCACCAGAGUCCUGUAUCAUUCAACGCUGCUGUGCGGGAUGCAGCCAUUGAGGCUCUGACAGAACAAGGCUAUAAAGUCCUAGUGUCGGACCUCUAUGCUAUGAACUUCAAAGCAUCAGCUACUGCAGAGGACAUUAAGGGUGAUCUAAAGAACUCCGAGCACUUUGUGUACAAUGAGGAGAUGAUUGUUGCAUGGCAAGAUGGUCGCCUAAGUGAUGAUGUCACAGAAGAACAAGAGAAGGUGAAACAGGCAGACCUGAUCAUCUUUCAGUUCCCUCUCUACUGGUUUAAUGUGCCUGCCAUAAUGAAGGGCUGGAUAGACCGAGUCUUAAUUCAGGGAUUCGUCCUUCUCUAUGCAAGGAUGUAUGACAAUGGCAUGUUUAAGGAAAAGAAGGCCAUGCUUUCAUUCACCACUGGUUCAAUGGAGUCCAUGUUUAAGCCUGAUGGCAUCCAUGGAGACAUCAAUGUUAUACUCUGGCCCUUGCAGAAUGGAGUGCUGCAUUUCUGUGGGUUUCAGGUCCUCGCCCCCCAGAUUGUCUGGUCUCCUACAUACUCUUCUCCACCUGUAAGAACAGCCAUGUUAGAUGCAUGGCAGGAAAGGUUGAACGGUCUGAUGGUAGAAAAGCCUCUGUCCUUUGCUCCAUCUGAAUACUUUGACCUUAGUUUCCAAGGCGGCUUUCGUCUUCGACCGGAGGUUAAAGAGCAAUUUGCUUCUCAGUCCUAUGGCAUUACCACAGGACACCAUUUAGGCAAAAUGAUACCUCCAAACAACCAGACAAAAGCUAAACAAAUGGAUUAAUCCACACCAGAUACACAUGCCUCAUUCUAUGUGGUUGUUAUAGAAGAAUGAAGGAGUUGUUGAUGAUAUAUAAAUUACAAUCAUCCAAGAGCAUUAACCAUAUGAUCAAUCAAUCACACUUCAAACACACACUUUUCUGAUAUAUUUGUAUCUGUUAUUUCUCUGUAUAGAUAUAACCAUCUAGGUGUUUUAUUAAAAUGAUACGUUUUGCUUUACUUUUACUAAUGCUUCAAUGUUAUCUAAGGCAUAUUUUCAGAUGUUAACGAUAAACUAAUAUUUAAAAAUA